AUUUAAAGCUUCCGUCUUUAAUGAUUCUACAUCUCCAUUUCUUUUAUCACUGCGGCAGUGCUCUCUCAAAGCUGGCUGUCUCUUUUCCUUUCUGAUUCUGGGUUUUGUGUGUGUGGGUUUGUCAAGAAGAAGAAGGAGGAGAGAUGGGGAGGACUCCUUGCUGCGACAAAGAUGAAGUGAAAAAGGGAGCUUGGAGCUCUGAGGAAGACCAAAUUCUGUUUGAUUACAUCAACAAGCAUGGCCAUGGUAGCUGGCGUACCCUUCCUAAGAAUGCAGGUCUUCUCCGAUGUGGAAAGAGUUGUCGAUUGAGGUGGACAAACUACCUCCGCCCCGACAUCAAAAGAGGCCCUUUCACCCCUGAUGAAGAAGCCACCAUUGUUAGGCUCCAAGGCGAGCUUGGAAACAAGUGGGCAGCCAUAGCAUCCCAUAUGCCAGGAAGAACAGACAAUGAGAUCAAGAACUUCUGGAACACUCACCUCAAGAAACGCCUCUCAACUCCCCCACCUGCUCUACCAAGCACCAACAUCAAGAUCGAGGGGGAUUCCUCUUCCCCGCUUGCAACUACUACUCGUCACAUUGCGCAAUGGGAGAGCACCAGGGUGGAAGCCGAGGCUCGCCUCUCCUCCUUGCGGCCAGGACAACAACAACAACAACAACAGCAGCAGCAACACAAGUUCGACCAGGACUACUAUCUCAAACUAUGGAACUCAGACAUCGGCAAAUCGUUUAGAGACAUCAACAAGGUCCAGAAAGAUGGCAGGGGAGGCGGUGGCUGCGAGAGCUCGACUUCACAAGCAUCUUCCCUCACGAAAUUGGGGUCUGGGUCUGUCGAUGAUGACACUCUCGCUACUACUACCCCCACUACUACUGUGACGAAGACUUGUAGUGCAGCAGCCACCAUCAAGAGAAGCGCUUCUAGCGAGGCAAUCCACCACCAGCACGAGGUCGAGGGAGGGUUGUGCUACUACUACGAGGGAAUGGAGGAGACGAAACCGUGUCAUCUUGAUGUGAUGAUGAGUAGCUCGGAUUCCAUCACUUCGACGACGAACGAAUUCACGAAUUACUCGGACACGGCGUUGAAGCAACUGCUGGAUAUCCCUGGUGGGAGUGGCAUGGAUUUCCUGGAGGACGAGAGCGAUGACUUCAUUAACUUCCUUGACCUCAGAUGCGUCUGAGAAGAGAAUCUGAUGUCAAAAAAAAGCUCACAUCUAAUCAACCCUAUGUCUCCUUUUUUGUUUAACCUUAUUAAGCUAGCGGUUUAGGUUCUUAACUGCGGUUUAGCCAUGAAUCAGGCUCCCCCCGCCACAUUUGAUCUCUGAGAAGACAGGAACAGCGGAAAUGGGAAAGCUGUUGGGGUGUGAAGAAAACAGAGCACCCCUGUUUUGUUCCAAACAGAAUGUCUGUCUUUUCUUUUUUGUUUUUUUUUUUCCCCAUCUUGUUGUAAGAUGUUGAAAAUGUGGCGGAAAGGUUGAAAACUUUGUGAAUUAAGGGUUCAUUGAAGAGUAAGGAGAUCCAGAACUAGAAUGCAAGUUAUAUAAGAAAAUUCAUCAGUUUCGAGUUCGCUCAAUUCAGGAAGAAGUAACUGUUAUAGUUGAAAGGUUGAAAUACCU
Messenger RNA from Linum tenue, 1610 nucleotides. The record is from the annotation of a GenBank genome assembly. NCBI's taxonomy places the organism in Eukaryota, Viridiplantae, Streptophyta, Magnoliopsida, Malpighiales, Linaceae.